Messenger RNA from Fusarium mangiferae, 1674 nucleotides. RefSeq lists its product as uncharacterized. The coding region runs from base 1 to 1674 and encodes 557 amino acids. The transcript has a single exon. The record is from RefSeq and is a predicted model, not a curated record. Lineage: Eukaryota; Fungi; Ascomycota; Sordariomycetes; Hypocreales; Nectriaceae.
AUGUCUACCGGAGAGCAGCCCAUCGUUCCAAAGGCCAGUCUUUUAGGGCUGCCUUUGGAACUACGUCAGCAGAUCUACCACGAAUACUUUACUGUCCACGGCGGCUACAUUCACGAUGGAGACUCCUGUAAACUCGUACAGGCCAACAAUCAACCGAUCGAGCUAUCGCUGAGGUACGCCUGCCGCGCAAUCGCGCACGAAACUGGGCAGUAUCCGUUCACUCUUAACGCGAUUACAUUCUCGACUGUUUACAGGCAGAACUGGAGAAAGCAAGCCAGAUGGGCUGACUACAUCAUGGAUCAUCACUCCUCGUUCCAAGACGCCAUGCUUCUUCGGCUGAAACGACGUAUUACGCCCGAGAUGUACGAGAACCCUGAUCUAAAGUAUUCUCAGUACAUUCCCAUCAUCAGAAAAGGUCUAAAGAGGAGCAUGGCCUCCUGGGACCGUUUCAGGGACACCGUCCCUGAAGAUUCGGAGGAAACGGAGGAUUCCCGCGCAUUUAAACCCCUCCGAGAGUUGAGAUCCCACCCAGCUACCAGCGGGAGAUGCUGGGGUUCCACGGUCAUAAGCCUCAGUCGCGUAGAUAAGACUAUUUUCUUUUCACGCGCGGUUGACUUUCUUCUACGACAGGUGGCAGAGAAACACCCACGGGAAUUUUCACAAGCAAUUGAAGAGAUUCUACCUGGUUGGACUGAUUCGCAUUCUGUCUCGGAGUUCUUCGGCCUAACCUUUGAUGCAUGGGCAAUACCGCCCGUGGAUGAAGUCAAGAACAAGUUGGAAGAACUACAGUUAAGCUCUUUAUGGCAAACGCCAGACGGGUGGCGCCAGUUGAGUGACAAACUCCCUGGAUAUACUGGUCCCGAGUACCGGUACCAAUACAAGAUGCGGCUCUCAGCUGCAGCUGUUGCCAUUAAGUUCCUGGGUCAGAUCUCUCGGCAGCAGAGACUCUGUAUAUCAAAGCUCGUUUUAAAUGAUGAUAGGAAUGCUAUUAGCAGUCCUGAGUCCCAUGUGCUUGGACUAAUCCCAUUCUUCCAAGAGAAUACAAAGCUGAUAGUUGAACACCGGCUUAACCUAUGGCGAAACAUCCUCCCCACAGGCGCCAACAUAGCCAUCGCGGUAGAAGACCAAGGUCUUGACCUUCAGGGAUGGGACGACGUUCCCAAAACGCACCAAGCCCGGUCCGUUUGGUUUGCCAAAACUGUCACCAAUGUCAUCAUGAAUAUCUCAAAAGCUUUGACAGAAGGCCUGCCUUUGAGAUCUUACUCUCUCACAAUUGAGGGCGAUCCUGAUCUAAAUCACGCCACUGAAUUCUUUUCCACAAUCAUGAAACCCUAUAUCGUCUGGCUGACGGCCAAUACGGAUUGCGUCGCCCAAGGUAUUCUUUUGCCACCGGAACAUUGCAACUAUCCAUUUGAUACCAGAAGCUCGGGCAAAGAGACGACAAUUUUGCGGUCGAACUUCACUCUCGACCAGCCCUGGAAUUACAAGGGGAUCAUCGAAGACAGCGAAGACGAGAUCAUUGGCCGGUCAUUGGAGUCACUCUUGACUGGCUACGGAUUCGAGCCUGAAAUCGUCGACGUUUCCACCGAUAUACUCGACUGGAUGGAGAUCAAGAGAGAAAACUUCCUUAGAGAAGACAUAACAAAGGAGGCCGACGGAGAAACAGCUGCCUAA